AGUGCCACAUAUAUAUUAAUAGUAAAAGUUAUCUAUGUGCUUAAAAUAAGAUGACUGAUAAACACGCUGACUGAUAUUUGGUCUAUGCUGCGCAAUACGUAUGUGCGCAUGUCACUAUGAAGAUCAAGUUAAGUGCAACGACGCAUCAGGACUUACGUUGAAAUUAUCAAAAUACGUAAAAAUGACGGAACAAAGUGACAGAAGUCAAUUACCACCUGGUUGGGAAUGUAGAUACGAUUCUCGAAGUGGCCGACCAUAUUUUAUAGACCAUUUUAAUCGUACAACAACAUGGGAAGAUCCAAGGAUUCGAUAUUGGCAAUACUCUCAAUAUGUACAGACACAAAAUUCCAUAGCGUUGAGUUCUGCUACAACUAUUACUUCUCAAGAUAUACCUAUGCAGACUGGAGGAAUUGGAGGUGGUGGUCAUUUAGUUUAUACGGGAGCUCAUAGAACUCCUCAAAUUUAUCCAACACCAUCGCCUUUUCAUAAUCCUCAACUUGCAUUUUUACCUCCCUGUUUACAGGAUUUAAAAACUCCAAUGUCUAUGAAAUCAAUGAGUGUCAUGACAAAUCGGUUUGGUGAAAUCACUUUGGGAUCACCGACACCAGUCAGAAAUAUGGAAACUACUUUAACACAAGAUUCUGAUUCUGAAUUGCAAGUUGCUAAAAUUAAUGGAAUGUUUCCUACGGUUUCUGAUACUCACAUACGACUGCUAUUAAAAAAAUACCAUAACAGAGCAGCUUUGGUUGUGAGCGCUCUCCAAGUGGAAAAGAAUCCUCUUUGCGCUCCAGGACCGUGUACACCUAUGGGAGUACACUCAAAAUAUGCAAUACCAAGAUGGAGGCUACCAGCUCAUGCUAUACAUGCGGCUUUAACAUUGAGUCCACCUCGUGGGGUUCGGCCAGCCCCUAACUCCCCAAAAAUGAAACUUAGGUACCUGAAAAAUGUAUUUCCCAAAGUGGAUGAAACAAUGUUACUUGACAUAUUAGAACAGAGUGAAAAUAAUGUUCAAAAAGCUUCAGAAAAAUUAAUUGAUCUAGGCUACGAGAAACGAAAUCUUACUGCUCCUAAUAAAUUAAAUAAAAAGAAGGAUAAAGAUCAAAACCAGAAUGAACGAUCUGUUCCAACUCCGCCUCCACGUAUGAAAAGUUUGGAGGAAAAAAAUAAAAUGAAAGCACGCUUAACAGAAAAAUAUAAAUUCGUACCAGAGAGAGUAAUAGUACUCGCUAUGGAUAGUGUAGAUUAUGAUGAAGAAAGAGCAAUACACAUAUUAGAUAUUAUGGUUGCAGAAGAAGCUACAAGGCCACUUUGUACUUCCAGUAGUCAAAGCAGUCGAAGCGACGAGCGAAAGGAAAGUCCACCUGUGACAGAAGCUAUAAAACUAACAGCAUCACCAAUUAAAAAAAUCGUUAAAGAAGUUGAUUCUGAGAAAUCGAAGAGAUCGAAAAGUAAAAUAGAAAUACCAAAAGUUUCCCGUGGAACUAGUACCACCGAAGAUAAUGAGCAUAAAUCUUCAUAUCUGUUGAAACCUAAUGGUCCAAAUCCUGAAUUAUCAAAAGGAGCUAAUAAUGAUUUAUUACUACCAGACUAUGCACCAUGGUCAGGACCAGAUCCUACUUUAUUAUCGAAAGAACAAUUUCCGAAAUCAAUAGUAAUGGGACAUGAUUCAACUUUAGUAUCAGGAAGUUGUCUUGCUAAAGGUCCUAAUGCUGAGUUACGAAAAGGUCCAUUAAGAGGAUUAGCAGAAGGUUCCAUAUAUUCUCAGAGAAAUUUAACGAAUACAGAAAGCCGUGGUAAAUGAAAUAUGUGUGACUGUUUCUUAUUAAAUCUUUUUACAUUUACAAAUUAACAUGAAAUAAUUUAUUCUUCAUAAAUUACAUGGUGUGUCUAAAAAGUUCGGUGAAUGGUCUCAAGAAAAUAAAGGAAACAAAAGAGUUACAAACAAAAUACAUUUACUGGCCUUUAAAGUAAUCGCCAUUGGCUACAAUACAAUUCUGACAUUGGUUGUACAGCUGUUGGAAACUGUAAACAAACGCUUCCUGUGGAAUCGCUCGAAGCACUGCGGUCACGCUCACGAUUUCCAAAACCAUUGCGAAACGUAAACCUUUCAAGGCUAAUUUAAGACAGGAAACAGAAAGAAGUCUGCCGGCACCAAAUCUGGAGAAUAAUGAGUGUGUGGAAGCACAGUGACCUUGUGUCUAACGAGAAAGUUGAGCAUUUUGCUCCAUUUUGCGCUCCAUGUUGCAAUGACACGAGUUCUCACAUUGACCUUGUUAGUUGGGUCGCAGCGUGUACCAACGCUUCACUACAGUGUUUUGCACGAUAGGAAACGUUUGUUGACAUGUCCUUCAAUGUGUAUGCGCGGGCACCUCAUCCUUGCCAGCGCGGUUUGUAAAAUAUGGGACUAUUCACCAAACUUUUUAGACGCACCAUGUAUUAUAAAAGAAUAAUGAUGAUUCUUGUAUGCUUUUCUUUUGCGAUAUUAUUAAUGUGAAAUUAAUUUGACAUAUUCCUUUCCGUAUUAUCUUUUAAUUAGUAAUUAUUAUUUUAAUUUAUUUACUAUCAGACACAUACAGUUAAUCUCUCCGUCUAAUAUAAUAAUAUCGUAUAGUAUACUAAUGUUCACUAAAUUAAUAAUGAUAAGAAUACUAAUAGAAAUUGAUAUGUGUCUGAUAUAACUAAUCUCGAAUAAUUAUAGAUAUCUUUGUGAAUAUUUUAGUCAAAUUUGCAAUACUCUUAGUUUCUUAAUUCAUUGAUAUUACUCUAUAUUCUCUUAAUGUUUAAAUUAUUCAUGUUUAUUGAUGGACGUAAUAUAUUUUAUUGUUAAUAAUCAUAUAUUUUUAUUCUGUUAGGAAAAUAUAUUUUAAUCUUGUUUCUGUUGAAUACAAAAUUGAAACAUAUUUGGUCCUUAUAUAUAACAAAAAGAGGCCAAUAACAUUAAUAAUAUUUCUAUGACUAGAUUACAGAUAUGCGAAAGUAUAAAAACAAGAUAGUCCAAAUAUCUACUUGCAUUCAAUACAUUUAUAUAAUUAGGAGAGUAGAAGGAUUUGAUAGUGUAUUAUCUUAAUACACAUUAAUGAUUCAAAGAUACUACAUUAUUUAUACAUUAACAUAUCCUAACAAAUCUAGUUU
This is a messenger RNA of Polistes dominula (European paper wasp), 3132 nucleotides long. RefSeq lists its product as uncharacterized. Gene Ontology annotation, biological process: negative regulation of organ growth; regulation of DNA-templated transcription; regulation of hippo signaling. The record is from RefSeq and is a predicted model, not a curated record. Lineage: Eukaryota; Metazoa; Arthropoda; Insecta; Hymenoptera; Vespidae. Gene Ontology annotation, cellular component: cytoplasm. Gene Ontology annotation, molecular function: kinase binding; ubiquitin binding; molecular adaptor activity.